Thamnophis sirtalis is the source of this 4370-nucleotide messenger RNA. The record is from RefSeq and is a predicted model, not a curated record. NCBI's taxonomy places the organism in Eukaryota, Metazoa, Chordata, Lepidosauria, Squamata, Natricidae.
CCUCCUAUUUGAAGUGUUGCACUGCGGAGAUCAGAGAUCCCGAGGGAGAGAAGAACCCAUCAAAUCCCCCUCAGGAGCUAUUUUUCAGGAGGAUCCCUGAAGAAAAACAAAGAAUGAAGCUUUCUGUUUUUUAUGACGGAGAUCAAACAGCGGUUGAACCACCAAAUCAAGAGAGUCUGGUGUCCUUCGAGGAGGUGGCUAUGUAUUUCUCUGAGGAGGAAUGGUCUCAGCUGGAUCCUGACCAGAAAGCGUUGCAUUUGGAAGUCAUGCUUGAAAACCAUAGGAACGUGGUCUCUCUGGGUAUUAAUGGGCAGAAGAAUCAAGAUUCCCGUGAACUGUUCCAAGUGAUCAGUGCUAAAGAUGGAACAGAAAAAUUUGGAAUUCAAAUGGAAUUUGAAAGCAAUGAGAGAAACCAGUCAAAGAAUUGGAAUCAGGAGAGUUCAUCUUCCACCGAUGCUCCAAUGCCAAACUUUCAUGCCCAACAGGAGAAAAUAAGGAAAAAAUGUACUACAAAAAGUGUGCAACUAAUCAAACCUAAAGUACAAGUAAAUGAACACUAUUUAACCCAAAACAAAGGAGAAGAUGCUCUAAGAGGACACAACGGACAAAAUUACAAUGGGACAUUCAUUCUUUUUCUUGGGAAUAUCUUCCUUACACCUCAAAAAGCGGUUGACACAAAAGAGAAGCCUUAUAAAUGUUUGGAAUGUGGAAAAUGUUUUAGCAAAAACGGGCAUCUUACUAUCCAUAAAAGGAUCCACACAGGUGAGAAACCAUAUAAAUGCAUAGAGUGUGGAAAGACCUUUGCUCAUAGCACCACACUUACUAUGCAUAAGAGGAUCCACACAGGGGAGAAACCAUAUGAAUGCAUGGAGUGUGGAAAGACGUUUGCUCAGAGCAGAAGGCUUACUAACCACAAAAAGCUCCACUCAGGAGAGAAACCAUAUAAAUGCAUGGAGUGUGGAAAGACCUUUGCUCAGAACAGUACACUUACUAUCCACAAGAAGAUCCACACAGGAGAAAAUCCAUUUAAAUGCAGGGAGUGUGGAAAGACCUUUGCUCAAAGAGCUCAUCUUAUUCGCCAUGAGAUGAUCCACACAGGGGAGAAGCCGUAUAAAUGUACGGAGUGUGGAAAGACCUUUGCUCAUAGCAGUACACUUACUAUCCAUAAAAGGAUCCACACAGGGGAGAAACCAUAUAAAUGCAUGGAGUGUGGAAAGACUUUUGCUCUGAGCAGUAGACUUACUAUCCACAAAAAGAUCCACAUGGGGAAAAAGCCAUUUGAAUGCACGGAGUGUGGAAAGACCUUUGUUCAUAGUUAUAAUCUUAUUUCUCAUAAGGUGAUCCACACAGGGGAGAAGCCAUAUAAAUGCAUGGAGUGUGGAAAGACAUUUGCUCAGAGCAGCGGACUUAGAAGCCACAAAAACAUCCACUCAGGAGAGAAACCAUAUAAAUGCAUGGAGUGUGGAAAGACCUUUGCUUAUAGCAGUGGCCUUAGCAGCCACAAAAAGCUCCACACAGGAGAGAAACCAUUUAAAUGCAUGGAAUGUGGAAAGACCUUUGCUCAAAGAGGUAAUCUUAUUUCCCAUAAGAUGAUCCACACAGGGGAGAAGCCGUAUAAAUGUAUGGAGUGUGAAAAGACAUUUACUCAUGGCAGUGGACUAAGAAGCCACAAAAAGGUCCACUCAGGAGAGAAACCAUAUAAAUGCAUGGACUGUGGAAAGUUGUUUGCUCAGAGCAGUGGACUUAGAAACCACAAAAAGAUCCACUCAGAGGGCUUCUGAUUGAUGUUGUGGUGCUAUUGGACGCAAAAAGUGGGGAUCCGCAAACCCAUGCCAAAUUCCUUCGUUGGAGGGCCCCAUAAAGAGUGGGGUGGUGCCCACUCAGGUCGUGGAGAGCCGAAGCUCUCCUGGUUGAUCCAGGGCUAAUUCCGUAUCAUCUGAUGAGGCGGAUGAGAGGUAGCCAUUAUGGCUGCCGUGAAGUUGGGCAGCCAAAGAAACAAAGAAUGUGCUGGAGCAGUGUCUGAACAGUGACUGGAACUGGGUGAGAUGACUUUUUUAUUAUCUAAGAUCAAUCCUAAAGAAAAUAAACUCUGGAAGAAGGACUCUUUGAAGAGUUUGUUUAAGCGGAGAAAAAUUACAGACCCCCAAAGCACAAAAUGUUUAAAAUCAUAAAAAGUUUUGAUCACUAACAUUUUAAAAUGCUAGAACUAUUUGUUAGAAUUUUGAUUAUUUUUUUGAAUAAAUGCAACAACUUGUUAGAAUUUAUACAACAUUGAAGUUAAGCGGAAAGCGCCAUCUACUUUGGAAUGGAAUACAUUAUACUCUUUUAAUCCUGGGAAAAUACUGAUAAAACAGAAGAGAAAGUGGAAACAAGACCUAGAGAACCGCUGAGCUAUCUAUUGUUUUAUAUUUAACUAAUCCGUGACUCCUGGAGCUCAAAUGGUAAAAAUACGGAAGACAUCUAUGUAAAAUGACUUUCAAAUAUCAGGAGUAAGGAUUGAAUUUAUAGAGGGGACUUAAGACAUUUGGAAAUUUUCCUGAAUUACCAAAAAGAGCUAAAUUGACUAUUUGUGGGAUAUAAAGAAGUAUAUUACUAUAUUCCCGGAGGAGCAACAAUAGGGCUGAGUAAAUGAUUUCCAGAUUGAGUGUCUGAGGACAAAGAUAAUUGAGACUCGGUGGCAGUGAUAGACCAGUGACAGACUACUGAGCCAUAUUUAGACAUGUAAAAAAAAUAAGGCAAGGGGGAAAUUAGUGGGUUAUCACUAAAAAGAAUUGGUGGCGAUGUUCCAAAGAAUUUCUGAUUCUAUAACUGCGAUGGCAAACCAAUGGCAGGCAUGCCAGAGGUGGCACAGAGAGUUCUUUCUGUGGGCACAUGUGCUGUCUCCAGCUGAUCUGCCAGUCAGCUGGUCUGCACAUGUGCUGGAGUGCCGGAAACCCGAAGAUCAGCUGGCCAGUGCCCAUGUAUGUGCCGGUCACCUGAUCUUUGUGUUUCCAACACACGCAAAGACCAGCUGGCCUGCAUGCAUGUAUGUGCCAGAAACCUGGAAAAAAAACAGCCAACUGGUCUUGGAGUUUCCGGGGCUCUGCCCGCACACAUUCAGGUUUGGGCUGAAAAGGUUUGGCAUCGCUGUUCUAUGACAAGGAAUCAUAGGGAGAUAAUGGAUUUGGCGAAUAAUAUAAAUGAGAAGCUACAAAGUGAUUCAGAAGGGGUAAUGAAUGAAUGAAAGAAAUAAAAAUUAAUGAAGCAAUUCAUGGAAAGUACAUGCUAAAAGGCCAAAAAAAUAAUUUUGGACAAACAGCAAGAUAUUUUUGAAAAGAAAAUGAAGAGUUGGGCAGAUCCUCUGGAGGCUUGGCAGCGAAAGAUAGUAGAGAUGGAAGAAAUACUUAAGUAAAACAGGAAAGAUUUAGAUUGAGAAGAUCCAAGGCAGGUCAUUUGGUAAGCAGGUCAAAUGAAUAAGAAUUGAAAUAUUAAAACAGGCAAGAGAUGAUGAAUAGAGGAAAUGUUUUGUAACACAAGAUUGAUAUUAUUAGGAGCCAAAAUAGAGGCAGACACAAGAAAUAGGAGGAAUAAUAAUAUAGACAAAUAUAAAGAUUAGAUGUUGAAAGAUGGUGACACUAUGUUUUAAUGAUAUUCCUAUUGUUAUUAGAAUGGGAAAUUAAAAUGUUGAACAAUUAAAUAAUGGUCUAUAUUUUAACAAAUAUGUAUAACGUUACAAUUAUAUAAGUAUGACAAAUAACAAUGAUAUCACUACUACUUAUAUUUAAAGAAAUGAUACCCAGAUGCCUCACUGUUCAUGUGUUGAUAUUGAUGUGUAUUUAAAAAUAAUUUUAAAAAAGAUCCACUCAGGAGAGAAGCAAUUUACAGUAAAUGCAUGGAGUGUGGAAAGACGUUUGCUCAAACACUGCAGAAACUAUGUCUCAUGUUUCAUCCAGACUUUAACACCAAUAACACUUUUUGAGAUUCAGGAAACUGCAUUCCACAUUGUUCUAACGCUACAAAGUUUGCAAGAGUACAAAAUGCUGUUCCACAGAUUCUCCGGAUUGUAGAUGGGCUCUGAAUAUUUUUCUUGAUAAUUGCAUAAGAUUGCAUGCAGACACGCCCACAUGCACACUUCUUAACUUCAGCCAAACCUCCUUUAAAUCAGCUACAUUCAAAAAUUGUUCAUCUUCUAAAGAUUCUAAAGUCUCCAAAACAAGGGAAUUUGCUUAAAUUGAGUGUAUGUUUCUGAGGAAUAAUGGAAUAAUAAUUGAAAGGGACUUUGGAGGUCUUCUAGUCCAACCCCCUGCUCAGCAGGAAAACUGAAAAUGCCAAAAUCUGAGUGGAAGGCCUGGGGAAUGUGUUCAGAAGAACGUUUAGAAGGGACUUUGGGG